Paramisgurnus dabryanus is the source of this 1297-nucleotide messenger RNA. It is a transcript of the gene gig2o, whose product is annotated as grass carp reovirus (GCRV)-induced gene 2o. Gene Ontology annotation, cellular component: cytoplasm. Gene Ontology annotation, molecular function: NAD+ poly-ADP-ribosyltransferase activity. NCBI's taxonomy places the organism in Eukaryota, Metazoa, Chordata, Actinopteri, Cypriniformes, Cobitidae. The record is from RefSeq and is a predicted model, not a curated record.
GUUUUGAAUCACUUUGUCCUGUGUAGCAUAGGACUACUAGAAGGCAAAAGGAAACUUAAGAAAAAUGUGUAAAGCGAAAACGAAAGUUACGGUGGUGAGGAAGAAUGAACGGGGAGGUAUUUUUCUCUGGCUGGGAUGUGGUUAAAGACCGCAGCAAAACUCUAUCCGCGGACCAGGAGCCGGAGGCCGGCCGCGGUUACACGAUGUACCACGGCACACAUCUGGCAAAUGCCAAAAAAAUAAUCACUAAUGGGUUUGAACGCUCGAAAGAUGGACUGCUCGGCCCCGGAAUUUAUGUCAGUCGUAACAUUAAAAAAGCUCAAUGUUACCCGCUGAAGACUGACAAGAAUGAAAAAGUCGUUUUCAAAUUGAAAGUGCGUGUUGGGAAAGUGAAGAAGAUCGACUCUGACAAUCACGCUUUCCAGAAAUCGUGGCACCAGAACGGGUACGAUUGCGCGUGGGUCCCACCACACAGCAACAUAUCCAGCAUCAAGUCCGGUCGCGAAGAGGACUGUGUGUGGGACCCCAAGCGCAUUAAGGUGGUCGACGUUGCUUGUUGUGUGGAUCAGGCUAAACGCCACGAGCUCAGACGGUUGAUCCGAGGGGAUGGCUCUAAAAACAAACACAAAGAAGCGAGUUCUAAAUCUGAAUGCGACAUUUGCCAUCACGACGCAUCUGAAGGACCCCACGAUAUUCAGAAUUGUUGGCACUGCGGGAAAAACAUAUGUCCUUUUCAAGACAAACACUUAUGUAGGAACUAGCCUAAUUUGUUACGAUUUAAUUUAUUUUAUUUUUUAAGACUUGUCCUUUACAGACAUUUAGCUUUAUAGACAUUUCAGCUUUCAAAAAACAAGUUUGAGGUGGGGCCUGUUUAAGGCUCCCUGUUUUCAUCUGAAUACUAAGGAUAAAAAUGUAUAAGGGUUUGUAAUGGUUUAAUGGGAAAUAUUGUAUAUGCACUACCAUAAAAUGUGCUAAUCAUAUUCUGGUGAAGGUAACAUGAUGUAAACAUACUUUUACAAAUAUUGUAAAUCUGUAACACUGUAGCCUGGCCCUAUAGCCUACUAUAUGACAUUACACAUUAUGACUUAUGACAUUUCACAAAGGUGUAACAAAAGCUGCAUUGUCAGUUCCAGAUCUGUUGCAAUAAAUUCCAUAAAAAUUAUUUUAAUUGAACAUUUUAAGGUUUUAAUUUAGGCCACACCCGCACUGCAAAACUGCUGUGACCCACAAAAAAUUAUGUUUGGUCUCUUGAUUUUGAUUCUAUGUUUUUUGAAAUAAAUGUUUUUCUUAAUCUUAA